AUGUGUUCCAGUGUGUUGGCAAAAACCCAGAUGUGGGGGCUUCUGGCCAGGCCCCUGCAGAUUUGUAUUAUUGGAGCAUUCAUUGUCUCCCUGGGGCUUGCAGCUCUCUAUAAGUUUGGUGUGGCUGAACCAAGAAAGAAGGUAUAUUCCAAUUUCUAUAGAAGUUAUGAUUCCAUGAAAGAUUUUGAAGAAAUGAGGAAGGCUGGCAUCUUUCAGAAUGCAAAGUGA
Molecule: messenger RNA, 228 nt
Organism: Octodon degus (degu)
Lineage: Eukaryota; Metazoa; Chordata; Mammalia; Rodentia; Octodontidae
Product: cytochrome c oxidase subunit 6C-like
Exons: 2
Coding region: 1-228 (75 amino acids)
Biological process (GO): mitochondrial electron transport, cytochrome c to oxygen
Source: RefSeq, a predicted model, not a curated record